AAAGCCGAAGUGAAAGCAGCGGAGAUCAUUUGACAUUUUGACGAUUACAACUAUUCUGGAAGUAAUGUCUGCCAAGUCUACCUCAGCUAACUUGCCAGAAGCCGAACAUUCCGGACUAUUGAAGUUUCUCUCUGCUGCGUUCUACGCCGUCAGUUCAUUCUUGAUCAUUGUUGUGAACAAAACGAUUCUCACAAACUACAGAUUUCCCUCGUACAUGUUUCUAGGAAUUGGUCAGAUGGCCACUACAAUCAUCAUUCUCUAUGCUGCUAAAAUGAACCAAACAGUUCACUUUCAAGACUUUGACAGAAGUAUUUUCAUAAAAAUCUUCCCUCUACCUCUGCUGUAUGUUGGAAACCACAUAACAGGACUGGCGAGUACAAAGAAGUUAAGCUUACCCAUGUUCACAGUACUAAGGAAGUUCACCAUAUUGAUGACAAUGAUCAUGGAAGCAAGGAUAUUGAAAAAAUGUUACCCUAACCGUCUGAUCUACAGUGUUUUGGCCAUCGUUUUUGGAGCUUUGGUGGCUGCAAGCUCUGACUUGGCCUUUGAUGCAGAGGGCUACAUGUUCAUUCUGCUUAAUGAUGUCUUCACUGCUGCCAGUGGUGUGUACACCAAGAAGAAACUGGAAACUGAGGGUCUUGGAAAAUAUGGAAUCUUAUUUUACAAUGCAUUCAUCAUUUUCAUUCCAACUCUUUUGGCGAGUGCAUUCACUGGGGAUUUACACAAGGCCAUCACGUAUGAACAGUGGUUGAACACCCACUUUGUUUCUUGCUUCCUUAUGUCCUGCAUCAUGGGGUUUGUGCUGAUGUAUUCCAUAGUGCUGUGUAGCCACUACAACUCAGCACUCACCACCACAGUGGUGGGAGCAAUUAAGAAUGUUGCUGUGGCCUACAUCGGUAUGUUUUUAGGUGGAGAUUACCUGUUUUCAUGGACAAACUUCCUAGGGUUGAAUAUUUGUAUGUCAGGGGGACUUGUGUAUUCCUACCUGACGUUCCACGGCAGCAGCAAACCAUCCCAAUGCAAUGGAAGCAAAACACAGACAAACCAGGAUCAGCUAAAGAUUCCCAUUAUGGAAGAUUCCACAGACCGACUCCUUGUGAAAUAAGUUAUCUUUAUUUAACCGUUAUUUUAUCAGGGAGUCCCAUUGAGACCAAGGCCUCUUUUUCAAGGGAGCACUGCCUGAACACAAUGUAUAAGUGAAUACACCUGUGAUGCAUCUGGUCAUAGUUUUAUUUUUCUGGACUGUAAGCACAACCCUUUGUAACUGCUCCAUAUUGGAGCAAAAGUUCUUACAUUUUGUAUGUUUUAAUGUAUCUUUUAUGAUGAAUUAUAAUCAUAUUUUUGACAAAUGUUUUAUUAUUUGUGUUGCAAGUUGAAACCUGUAAUUUAAUUGUGUCAUCAAGACAAGUGUUACUAUACAUGCAUAUUACUACAUGUGUAAAUAGCAAUGGCCACUUGUGGUUAUUAAGCACCUCUUGAAAAUGUGUGAGACAGAGACUGUAGUGUAUUGAGCUGUAUGUUCAAGGACAACUGAACUGCAGUGUAGUGAUGAUGCAGCCCUUAUCAAUCAUUAGCAUAGCAAUAAACUAGAAGGAAUUAAACUGGCUCUUGGAUCAUGA
Molecule: messenger RNA, 1619 nt
Organism: Coregonus clupeaformis (lake whitefish)
Lineage: Eukaryota; Metazoa; Chordata; Actinopteri; Salmoniformes; Salmonidae
Product: UDP-N-acetylglucosamine/UDP-glucose/GDP-mannose transporter-like
Exons: 12
Coding region: 65-1105 (346 amino acids)
Cellular component (GO): Golgi apparatus
Molecular function (GO): antiporter activity; GDP-fucose transmembrane transporter activity
Source: RefSeq, a predicted model, not a curated record